CAAAAAUCUUUCAAAUAAUGUCCUCGUUGAAACUAUCUAGAUUGUACGUGAAGACCACUUUAUGGAAUUCCUUCAAAUCAGGGCCGUAUCCUUAAAGCUUCACAUAGGCUACUGUAAAACUAAGACCUGAGAAGAGAAAAAAAAGAGUUAAAAAGGAAUGGGGACCCGCACCAGUGAGUAAAUGUUCCAAUACAUCCCACAAAUGCUUGGAUUCACACAUUUAUGUCUAUUUGGAGGGCCGCUGAGAAUAACUGUUCUCAGCCAUGAGCAUCCUUCGAAUUAUCUGGACCAGGCCUCGCUGGCGAAUUGCUUUUGGCAUUAGGUUCCUCUACAGAUCGAAACGCGGUAUGAGCUAAAGCAUGUAAUAUUGCGGUCCACUCGGUGGAGGCACUGGUUUUUCCUGCAAGUAGAAAAGGUUUGCUGUAAAAAUGAGGGCGAUUCAGGUUUUGCAGACAAGAAGCUUGCUUGAGAGCAGGAAUGAGAGUACUAGCGGUAAUGAGCUUCAGCAGGACGCGAGGUCGAGUCACGGCGCGCCGGCCUACAUGAGCGAGACGAAUUUUGACACAAAUAUGGUCAUUAUUUUGGCAGCUUUGCUUUGCGCGCUCAUUUGCGCGCUAGGGCUUAAUUCGAUCGUUCGCUGUGCGCUUCGGUGCAGCAGGCGCCUGGUUGAGGAAUCGCCAGAGGAAGUGUCGGCAAGGCUCGCAAAUACGGGGAUCAAGCGCAAGGAGCUCCGCUUGCUCCCUGUAACUGUCUAUGGCGGCGGCGGCGCCUCUUCAGGGGAGAUUUACAGUGACUGCCCUAUUUGCCUUGCGGAGUUCGGGCAGGGAGACAAGCUUCGAAUCCUGCCUAAGUGUAACCACGUUUUCCAUGUAAAGUGCGUCGAUACUUGGCUUCUCGCGCAUUCCUCCUGCCCUACCUGCCGCCGCUCUUUGCUCGAAGCUUCGACGGAAAAUAUUAAUGGCAGCACCGCCCCGCCGCGAGUCGAAGCUCUCGCAGUUUCUGCAGAGUCUGCUGCCGAGAUUUCGACGGCGCAGCAUCAUUUGCCGACACAGUUCUAUAUUUGAGGGUGGGGCCGGAGGAAAUUGGACUCAAAAGUAACACCUUUAGGGUUUCGUGCUACGAGCCCUGUUCUGUUCGAUCCAGUUUUGGAGGCGUUUAGUCUAAAGGUCUGUCCGGAUCCAUCUAGUUACAGGUGUUAGGAUGUCUGGGCGCUAAUUUCCACAUUUUAUGGACUGUCAGACGGAUUUCAGAAAAAAAGUGCUCCUCUUCUGCUGGAUUAUCUUAGGAACAGCAUUCUAGGUAACUUUUAAUAGGAAUGCUCAUAAUAUAAUUAUGCAAUGAGGAUUAGGAAUCUAUAGUAUGGUUUACAAAUUUCUCAAUAACGAUGAAUCCAGUCGCUCCAGACUGAGUGUUAGUAGAACGCACAGUAUAUUACAGUAUGGGACUCCAUGGAAGGUCACAAUUCCAAUUUUAGUUUCCCUUGUAAUAAUAUAAUUAGUUUCUUCAAGUACAGAGAAAAAUCUUUUUCACUGAAAUGCAUAGCUGGUACUUAUCUCCAUUUGCAUUGUAUUAGUUAAUUCUGCCGUGUUAAAAGUCUCUCUAAAAUUUUAUGGAGAAUUGUAGUCGCUGUUUCUUUC
Molecule: messenger RNA, 1637 nt
Organism: Cryptomeria japonica (Japanese cedar)
Lineage: Eukaryota; Viridiplantae; Streptophyta; Pinopsida; Cupressales; Cupressaceae
Product: RING-H2 finger protein ATL74
Exons: 2
Coding region: 429-1064 (211 amino acids)
Biological process (GO): protein ubiquitination
Molecular function (GO): transferase activity
Source: RefSeq, a predicted model, not a curated record